AUGAAGCGGGUGACCCUGUUCCUGAACGGCAGCCCCAAGAACAGAAAGGUGGUUGCUGCAUAUGGAACUUUAUCUGAUUUGCUGUCUGUGGCCAGCAGUAAACUCGGCAUAAAAGCCACCAGUGUGUAUAAUGGGAAAGGUGGACUGAAUGAUGAUAUUGUUUUGAUCAGGGAUGAUGAUGUUUUAUUUGUGUGUGAGGGAGAGCCAUUUAUUGAUCCUCAGACAGAUUCUAAGCCUCCUGAAGGAUUGUUAGGAUUCCACACAGACUGGCUAACAUUAAAUGUUGGAGGGCAGUACUUUACAACUACCUUAGUGAAUAAAGAACCUGACAUUAUGCUGGCCCACAUGUUUGAGGACAAAGGUGUCUGGGGAAAUAAGCAAGAUCAUAGAAGAGCUUUCUUAAUUGACCAAAGUCCUGAGUACUUUGAACCCAUUUUGCACUACUUGCGUCAUGGACAGCUCAUUGUAAAUGAUGGCAUUGAUUUAUUGGGUGUGUUAGAAGAAGCAAGAUUUUUUGGUAUUGACUCAUUAAUUGAACACCUAAAAGUGGCAAUAAAGAAUUCUCAACCACCAGAGGAUCAUUCACCAAUAUCCCGAAAGGAAUUUGUCCGAUGUUUGCUAGCAACUCCAAUCAAGUCAGAAAUGCGAUGCCAGGCGCUUGACUGUGAAAAUCUCCAGGGAGUCAAGAUGCUCUGUUCUAAUGCAGAAGGAGCAUCUCUGAAAGUGUGUAAUUUUGAGGAUCCUUCUGGUCUUAAAGCCAAUUUAGAAGGUGCUAAUCUGAAAGGUGUGGAUAUGGAAGGGAGUCAGAUGACAGGAAUUAACCUGAGAAUGUCUACUUUAAAAAAUGCAAAGCUGAAGAACUGUAACAUCAGAGGAGCAACUCUGGCAGGAACUGAUUUAGAGAAUUGUGAUCUAUCUGGGUGUGAUCUUCAAGAAGCCAACCUGAGAGUGUCCAACGUGAGGGGAGCUAUAUUUGAAGAAAUGCUGACACCACUACACAUGUCGCAGUGUCAGAUGAGAAUUUUAGGGGCUGAAGGAAGAUGUGCAAGAUGA
This is a messenger RNA of Pongo pygmaeus (Bornean orangutan), 1053 nucleotides long. RefSeq names its product BTB/POZ domain-containing protein KCTD9. The coding region runs from base 1 to 1053 and encodes 350 amino acids. The record is from RefSeq and is a predicted model, not a curated record. The transcript has 2 exons. Lineage: Eukaryota; Metazoa; Chordata; Mammalia; Primates; Hominidae. Gene Ontology annotation, biological process: protein homooligomerization. Gene Ontology annotation, molecular function: protein binding.